AAGGAUGCUGGAAAUUUCUCUGGCAAGAAAAUACCAGUCCCAUAUCAGUGCUCAUCUUUGCUGACCGAGGCAGGUCAGCUGCGGGAUCAUCCCACCCCGGGGACUGCAGGGAUGGAGCAGAGGAGAUGGCUCCUGUUGGCUCUGGCCCUGCUUCUGGCCAUCCCUGUCUCAGCCAGAUGCUCACUCACAGACAAUUUUAAGCUCACCUCUCCUGAGAAAGUAGUUGGAAUUGUCGGCCAGGAUACAAUCCUUCCUUGCACCAUCUCUUCCACAAAGCCACUUGACAACCCCCAAGUGCACUGGAUAAAAAUCACAGAUGGGCACACAGAGGACAUCUACCCACAUGGGCAGUUUGGGGGCGAACCAAUGCAGAAAUACUGUGGGAGAACAUCAGUGCCAGGAGAUGGAUUUGCCACUGGGAACGUGUCCCUGACACUGAAGAACGUCCAGCCAGCAGAUGAAGGAAUCUACAGUUGCAUUGUGACAUCCAGGGACUGGAGCACUGAUACAUCCACCAAGCUCAGCAUUGCAGGUACUGGGGAAGUGUUCAUUGAAAUUCAGGGCCCCCAAGGGCAAGGACUCGAGCUUGGCUGCAGAUCACAGGGAUGGCUCCCCAAACCUACUGUCCAGUGGGUUACUGAGGAUGGACAGGGGCUCUCUGUGGACACGGAAAUACACCAGGACAGUGAGAAACUCUUCAGUGUAUGGAGUCGAGUCACAGUUACAGGAGAGCAAGUGGGAAAAGUCACCUGUCAAAUCCUGAACCCUCUGCUGCAGGUGGAGAAGGAAACUACUGUGCUCCUCUCAGGUUCUGUUUUUCCAGGUGCAUCUCAGUGGGUCUCUGCUUCCUGGAUACAACUCCCUUUAUUCCUUCUCACAUUGGCUGCUGGUGCUGUUCUUGUAUUUCGAGGAAGAGCAGUGGAUGCCCUGGAAUCUAUUCGGCUGAAAGACCACCAGCACCUCUACCAAAAAAUUCUAACUCUGCAGGAAGCUUUCCAGAAUGAGCAGGAGUCCACACAGCGUGAUCUUCAGCUCCUCAGAACAGACCUGAAGAAUGAACUAGGAUUGACAAUACAGGCAAAUACUACAAAUGCCCUGGAAUCCAUGUGGAAGAAGGACCUCCAUGAAGUGUCCCAACAAGUUCAAACUCUGCAGAAAGCUUUUCAAAACACCCAGGUGUACACGCAGCGUGACCUUCAGAUGAUCAGAACAGAUCUGAAGGAUGAACUAGGAAAGACGGUGGAGGCAAAUGUCACAGGGACUAUAGCAUACAUCUGGCAGAAGGACCUCCUGCAGCUCUCCCAACAAAUUCAAACUCUGAAAAAAACUUUCCAGAACAUGAAGGUCUCCACACAGCGUGACCUUCAAAUGAUCAGAACAGACCUGGAGAACAAACUAGGAAGGACAGUGGAGGCAAAUACAAGCGCCUUAGAAUCCAGGCUGGAGAAGGACCUCCAUGAAGCCUCCCAACAAAUUCUAACUCUGCAGAAAGCAAUCCAAAACAUGGAGGGGUCCACACAGCGUGACCUUCAGAUGAUCAGAACAGACCUGGAGCACGAACUAGGAAGGACAGUGGAGGCAAAUACAAGGACCAUGGAAUCCAUGUGGCAGAAGGACCUUCUGCAGCUCUCCCAACAAAUGCAAACUCUGCAGGAAGCAAUCCAGAACAUGGAGGUGUCCACACAGCGUGACCUUCAGAUGAUCAGAGCAGACCUGGAGAAUGAACUAGGAAGGACAGUGGAGGCAAAUACAAGGACCAUGGAAUCCAUGUGGCAGAAGGACCUUCUGCAGCUCUCCCAACAAAUGCAAACUCUGCAGGAAGCAAUCCAGAACAUGGAGGUGUCCACACAGCGUGACCUUCAGAUGAUCAGAGCAGACCUGGAGAAUGAACUAGGAAGGACAGUGGAGGCAAAUACAAGGACCAUGGAAUCCAUGUGGCAGAAGGACCUUCUGCAGCUCUCCCAACAAAUGCAAACUCUGCAGGGAGCUUUCCAGAACAUGGAGGCGUCCUCACAGCUUGGUCUUCAGAUUGCCGUAGCAGACCUGAAGAACAAACUAGAAAGGACAGUGAAGGAAAAUACCCCAAGGGUCUUGGAAUCCCUGCGGCUGAAGGACCUCCAGCAGCUCUCCCAAGAAAUCCAAGCUCUGGGAAAAGAUAUGCAGACCACUUUGGGGUCCCCAGAAUAUGACCUUCAGCUCCUCAGAACAUAUUUGGAGAAAGAAUUAGACCUUCAAGAACUACGGUCCUACAGAGGGGAUGUCACCCUGGAUGCUGACACAGCUCAUCCCAGAUUGGAAAUCUCUGCGGAUGGGAGGAGAGUGAAAGAUACAGGUGUCAUCACAUUCUUGCUCAGCAAUGAGAAGAGAUUUGAUUCCCAUCUGUUUGUGCUGGCAAAGGAAGGAUACACAUCUGGGAAACACUACUGGGAAGUGUCUGUUGGGACAAGAAGAAUCUGGGCCUUGGGUAUUGCCCGGGAAUCUGUGACUCGCAAAGGGACUUUGACUCUGUGCCCUGAGAAUGGCUUCUGGGUUAUUGCGUGUGCAGAUGGGCAAGAUUAUUGGGCCUACACGAAUCCUUGGACCCGUCUGAUCGUGACUGGCAAUUUGUCAAAGAUUGGGAUCUUCUUGGACAUCCCAGCCAAGCAGGUUUCUUUUUAUGAUGUCUGUAAGGCAAGAGCUUUGUACACUUUCAGCAUUGCUGAUGGCAGAAGCCAGGAAGGCAAAUUAAUUCCCUUCUUCUCCACAGGCCUUGCUGCUGCUGAGCCUGACACUGAGCCUCUGGUAAUAGUGCAGUUUUCUGAUGAUGAUGAGUAGUUUACUCUGCAUGUCAAAGGUCAAUACUGUGAUAGAAUCACAUUGUAAUGAGGCAGCUGCCAAAUUUGUGUCUUCUGAACAAAAGUAUUGAAGGAGAGGGAAAAUCUAUCAUAGUGGUCAGCUUUCUACAUUAUGCAUCAGAAUGAAAAGUUUUUUGAGGGAAAUUUUAUGUUGUCAAGGGAAAUUUUCUUUCAUAGUAGUAUGAAAAAAGCACUUCUGUGGAUUGUGAGUUUUCCUGAAAAAUUACUGUCUUGCGAUGGUUUUUUUUAUCCCAUACCAUUUUUGGUUUGUUUGUUUGUUUUGUGUCCAAGGUGGUUGCUGUCCCCCCCUCCUCCCACCCCCUCCAUCUCCCUGACUGUCAGGAGUAUUGAAAUGAGUGAGAGCUAGACUGGGGUUUCCAGAGAG
Messenger RNA from Corvus hawaiiensis (hawaiian crow), 3219 nucleotides. Its product is annotated as butyrophilin subfamily 2 member A2-like. The transcript has 16 exons. Bases 112 to 2814 code for a protein of 900 amino acids. The record is from RefSeq and is a predicted model, not a curated record. Lineage: Eukaryota; Metazoa; Chordata; Aves; Passeriformes; Corvidae. Gene Ontology annotation, molecular function: protein binding.